AUUUUACUUCUGUGCAGUCUCCUUCAGCUCGCCCUCCAACCGGUGACGCCUUUCUAGGCCGUGCAGCGUGAGAAAUAUCCCUUAGAAGUGGUUUUGGUUUACCGCUGGUCCAAUCUUUUACUGAUACAAUGGCUGUACCUCCCUCAUAUGUUGACCUGGGCAAGUCUGCCAAAGACAUCUUCAAUAAAGGCUAUGGAUUUGGCUUGGUGAAGCUUGAUGUUAAGACAAAGUCAGCCAGUGGAGUGGAAUUCAAAACCUCUGGUUCCUCCAACACUGAUACCAGCAAAGUUGCAGGCAGCCUGGAAACUAAAUACAAGAGGACAGAAUAUGGCCUGACCUUCACUGAGAAGUGGAAUACUGACAACACCUUGGGAACAGAAAUCACUAUUGAAGAUCAGAUCGCCAAGGGACUGAAGUUGACUUUUGACACAACCUUCUCACCGAACACUGGCAAAAAGAGUGGCAAAAUUAAGACGGCUUACAAGCGUGAGUACGUUAACGUGGGCUGUGAUGUGGACUUCGACUUUGCUGGCCCCACCAUCCAUGGAGCUGCUGUCGUCGGCUAUGAGGGGUGGCUAGCCGGUUACCAGAUGAGUUUUGACACUGCCAAAUCCAGGAUGACCCAGAACAACUUUGCCAUUGGUUACAAGACAGGAGACUUCCAGUUGCAUACCAAUGUCAAUGAUGGAGCUGAGUUUGGAGGCUCUAUCUACCAGAAGGUGAGUGACAAGCUGGAGACUGCAGUCAACCUGUCCUGGACUGCUGGCAGCAACAGCACACGCUUCGCUAUUGCAGCCAAAUACCAACUGGAUAAGGAUGCCUCCAUCAGUGCUAAAGUGAACAACAAUAGUCUUGUUGGUGUUGCAUACAGCCAGACCCUUAGACCAGGUGUGAAGCUCACCCUGUCUGGUUUGGUCGAUGGAAAGAACAUCAAUUCAGGUGGCCACAAGCUGGGUCUGGGCUUGGAACUGGAAGCCUAAAAUUUACUCAUGCUGCAUGGGACUAGGGAAUAUCAGAAGGAUCUGGCCUUAAAGUAUGUCCCACCGAAACCAGCAGGGGCAUGUCUUGGAGAUAGGUUCAAAGGCUGCGACAACAGACUCUUAAAUUGUUGAGUACCACUUCAAGUUGGUGCUUCUGUCACUGGUAUAUUUUACCCUUGUUGCUUUUUACUUUGUAGUUGCAUCCAUUCAGGAGACAGUUUAUGGCAUAUUAUUUAUAAAUUAUUUCAAUGUUCAUGUCCAGCACUGCCGUAAUAAUGAAAUACAGUCCCUUUGCCUGUCAUCAAAUCAGUGUGGCUUUAUUGUGAUAACCCCAGACAAUUUUUUUUUUUUAUUUUUUUUUUUUUUUUUGGGUGAGGAAAUUUGUCGACAGUUUUGUGAUGAACCUUGUCAUACCUUCUAAUUUUACAGUCCUGACCAUCUGAUAUUUCUUUGUCAUCUAAAGUUUUAGUUUACACUAGGCUUUUUCUUGCUAUUAUUUAAAUACUGCUGCUGCACCCUUCCCAAUCAUACACAAAAGGAAAAACUAAAGCUCUGCAAUUUUUUUAUUCUGCAUUGACCACCAGGGUUUGUGAUUUUCUGUUAAAGCUGCGCAUAUGAACUUCCCUUAAACUGGGCAGUUUUUGGGUUGCUCAGAGUUGGUUUGAUUAGAAACCUGUGCACUUUGCCAAUUGAGCAGUUUUUGUUGUAAUUACUGACAAUGUAAUAUUCAUAUUAAUGCCAAACUAUCACUGUCCAGAAGAGGUGUAACUUAAGGUUGCACGUGUGCACUCUCAAAAGUGCUUCCAUGUACUGGGUGCAUUUGGAGCCCACAGGAAGACUUUUAGGUCUUUGUGUAUGUAUAAAUUUUCAAUAAAGUCUUUGAACUCA
This is a messenger RNA of Monopterus albus (swamp eel), 1868 nucleotides long. RefSeq names its product voltage-dependent anion channel 2 (gene vdac2). The transcript is spliced from 9 exons. The coding region runs from base 129 to 980 and encodes 283 amino acids. NCBI's taxonomy places the organism in Eukaryota, Metazoa, Chordata, Actinopteri, Synbranchiformes, Synbranchidae. Gene Ontology annotation, cellular component: mitochondrial outer membrane. The record is from RefSeq and is a predicted model, not a curated record. Gene Ontology annotation, molecular function: voltage-gated monoatomic anion channel activity. Gene Ontology annotation, biological process: monoatomic anion transmembrane transport.